AUGUUGAACAGUACUGUUGGGCCCGAUGCAGUCGAAAUCAGGAAGAGCAUUGCUUGGCAGCCCCAUGGGAGAUGCUUCUUCAUCCACAAUCAAGAAGAGUUCUCUAAGAGCAUCCUUCCAAAGUGGUUCCCUCGUCUCAAGUACCCAUCCUUCCAGCGUCAGCUUCACAAGCAUGGAUUCCGCAGGCUUCACAGCCAAGGACCGGACAAGGGCGCGUACUAUCACGAGCACUUCCAAUGUGGCAAGGUUGAGUUGGUCCACAAGAUUCAUCCGGUCAAAGGCCGCGGCAAGCGUGGCAGAAAGCCCCAGGCCACAGAGCCCAACUUCCACAGCAGCCCGGAAGGUUCCCCAAAGAGCCAAGCAACUACGGGCGACGAGCGUUCAGUGAGUGACUUCACGCUUAAGGCCAACAAUUCAAGCGAGAGCCCCCAGCAAAAGUCGGACCAGCUUGCUUCAAACGAUAUCUCCAUCCGAGAAACCACCGCUCGAAGCUUUGCAGAUCAGUUGUCCGAGCUCCGAGGCUCGUCGUCCGUGGACAUGUUCUCGGCAAGCGCUGCGGCCCCACGCAUGUUCCAGACCGCUCAACAAGGCCAACUUCCCACGGAUCUAGGCUUCCCGACAGUCCCAGCACCCCCAACAGCUUCACGAUCAGAGAGUAUUUCCUACCUCCUCAAUGCCCCACUUCCUCAACUCCGCGCGGGCAACAGCAUUUCCUUCCUCGAUGCGCCACUUCCUGCUCUCGGAUCCAACAGCCUCUCCUUGGCUUCUGCGUCGCUCCCAAACGCUCCCAUCCAGUUUGACGACAACAACUCGAUGUACCAACAUGGAUCCAUCGGAAACAAUAAUGUCGCCAGGCUUCCUCUCUCCUUUACCCACACAUCAUCCCUCCAAGGAUCGGCUUUGAGGAAUGUCCAGGAGUCCGCGUUGAGAUCACUCUCAACAGUGGAGGAGGACCAAAGCCUCAUUGCCCAGCUCAUGAGUAGUGCCAACGCUACUGACAACAACAUUCCACGUGCCAUGAGCCAACAGCAGCAAGAGUUGGAAAUGGCACUCAUGCCACGCCCCCUACGAGAAGAUGUUCCCACUCAGCAACAGCAGCAAGGGCAACAGCAUCAGCCUCAAUACUCGGAGCAGGAGCUACAGGAGCUGAUUCAUCGCCAUGCACAGCAGCUCCAGCUUCAGCUAGAGAACAUGCGGCAGUUGGAGCAACAACUCCAGCAACAGAUCAACAAACGACAGAGGGACGGCGACGAUGAAGAUCCUCGCAGCAAGCGAAUGCGCAGGGACAGCAGCGAUUGGUUUUAA
This is a messenger RNA of Seminavis robusta, 1305 nucleotides long. Lineage: Eukaryota; Bacillariophyta; Bacillariophyceae; Naviculales; Naviculaceae. The record is from the annotation of a GenBank genome assembly.